AUGAGCGAGGCUCCUGCCCCCCCCGCCGGCGCCGCGCGCGCGGCACGCGCGCCGAUCGCGACGAUGCCCAGGCUCGCCAUGGUCGAGCGUGUGUAUGCGCAGCUGCGCCGCAUGCCCGAGUCGAAGACGCUCGCGCACCUCGUGCGCUUCCUCGGCACCUGGAGCGGCUCUGACAAGUUCUUUAUGAUCGCGCAGUACGGCACCGGGCUCUUGGUCGCGCUUCUGCUGGGCUGGCAGCGCCUGCGUGCGCGCCGCGGCCCCUCUGCGCUCGUGGCGAGCCUGCGUGCGAUCAAUGGCCUGACGGCGGAUGCGCGCAUCCUCUUCCGUAUCUGGGCCCUGCUGCCCAUGCUCCAGUGGAUGGUCCGCCUCGAGCGUGCCCCGCCGCCCACGCGCAACCUGCAGUUUAUCGAGCGUCUGCAGGCGCUGUCCAUGGUCGUGUACUCGCCCAUGGAGGCUGUUGCGUACCUUGCGAUGCACAAGAUCCUCCCGGUGACCGACGCUGUGCAAAAUUGGCUGUGGCUCUACGGUUGCCGCCUGUGGGCCGCGUACGUCGUGCUCGACUUUUGGCAUAUUAUCGAGGACCACCGCGUGCUGCGCUCGAAUGCCCGCGCCCUCGAGCAGAGCCGUGGCCACCCCAGUCCCGCCGAGUCAGAGAAGGGCAUGUCCGACGAACAGCGCGAGACGCGCCGCCUGUGGACGGGCCUGCGCGAGCGCAAGCGCAUGCUGCUCACGCAGUUCUGGGUCAACGUCGGCUACCUCCCGCUCACUGUGCACUGGUCGGUCGAGGGCGGCCUCCUUACGGAGGGCUGGGUCGGCUUCUUCGGCACGAUCGCGGCGUUUGCAAGCACGCGCCUGCAGUGGAAGGCGACAGCGUAG
Messenger RNA from Malassezia sympodialis ATCC 42132, 876 nucleotides. RefSeq lists its product as uncharacterized. Gene Ontology annotation, cellular component: peroxisomal membrane. The record is from RefSeq and is a predicted model, not a curated record. NCBI's taxonomy places the organism in Eukaryota, Fungi, Basidiomycota, Malasseziomycetes, Malasseziales, Malasseziaceae. Gene Ontology annotation, biological process: peroxisome fission.